Molecule: messenger RNA, 4269 nt
Organism: Hydractinia symbiolongicarpus
Lineage: Eukaryota; Metazoa; Cnidaria; Hydrozoa; Anthoathecata; Hydractiniidae
Exons: 2
Coding region: 3133-3507 (124 amino acids)
Source: RefSeq, a predicted model, not a curated record
UAAAAUUCAAUGGCCUUUGCGGUAAAUUUUUUCUCGCGCAGAGUAUUGUUUUUAAACAAUGUUUCUUGCUAUGCUUUUGUUUUUAACACAAAGCAAUUAUUUUCGCGCAAUUUGAAAGGAACUCGCUAUCCUAUUGUUUUUUUUAAUGAAAGCAAUUAUUUUUGCAAGUUAAGCGUACGCGUACGCUUACAUCUGGACUGUACUGUACAUGAUCUAAAAGACCUGGUAUGGUAUGGUUAUCAUAACGCAUUUUGAAAUCUCUCUCACAUGCUUCAUAAUAGAAUCUCGUUCCAGCGAGUAAUGAAUUAAAUUAAUUCUUGCCAUUAUGGUAUAUAAAGGCUGAAAUACACUAUCGCCUUCCAAUGAUUAUUGACAAAUAUUUUUCCUUUAACAGUGUUGUAUGCAGCAGAGGAUGCUACCCAAGAAUAUCUCAAAAUAUACAAAAACCUAUUUUAAAAAAACAUAUGAAUGAACAAAAAAAUGUCGCACACCCUUUUAACAUGAACCUACUUAAACUUCAUUCAAAGCUGAUAAAAAAUCAUGUGGUUGUAAAAAGUUAGAGCUUGUAAGGCUUAUUUUUUUGUUUAUUAUAUAUUUUUUUCUGAAAAUUUUGUACUUGUUAUGCAGCUCUUUAGACAACCAAAAAAGGCUACUGCCUCCUAAACACCACUAUAAAGAUAUAGUGAAGGUCACUAUGUUACAAAUUAGAGCCUCUUGUGCAGAGACUUGUUAGAAGUAAUUUUCUUAUUGAAAUCUAUUCUUUGGUUGAUUUAAAGACAAUAAACACUGGGUGUCAUUUUUUCCAUAUUUGGGUGUGGUCCUGGCUGACGUCAUCACUUUACUUGUCAGUAAAAUAUCAAAGUUGGAAUUUUAAUUUUUUUUUCUUUUUUGAUUGAUAGAUAAUAUAAAAACAAGUAAAAAAUGUCAAAAAACCAUAUUUAAAAAAUCAACUAUUUAUAAGAUAUUAAACGUUUUAAUUUAUAGAAUGGGGGUAAAAUUGCCUAUAUUUACACCAAAAAAACAGUGAAAGACAUUGUUUGCGUUAGAGAUGAGCUAUGUGUUGUUUGCCAGUAGCGGUACUUCAAAAAGAAAGUAAAGUUUUAAAGUAAUGUUAUAUACUCAUUACUGAAGUUAUUUCAACCCCUGUUGAGUAGAAAAAUUUUUACCUUAAGGCUUUUUGGUUUAUUUAAGUCCAAAAAAACACUUUUUUUCUCAGUAAAAUUUAUAAAUAAUCGUCACUGAUAUCAAUAUCUUCAUCCGCUUCAUUUUCUUUUUAAUCUUUGUUCCAACAUUCAAGGCAUUUACACAUGACAGUACAAGUAAAACCAUUUUUUCGACACUUGCAUCUAUUGUUGGAACAGCUUGACUUGCAAGAACAACUACUAAGUUGGAUCAAUGCCAUUGGCGCUGGUAAAUUAUCAGUUCAAGUUCGACCAUGGUUGCAAGGUAGAGAGGUGAUAGUUGAAGUCUGUGUUAUGUAUUGCGAAAUGUAUUUUCCAAAAUGUUAGGUGAAACAUAAAAACCUCUGUUUGUUUCUAUGUUAUCAGAGACACAGUUUGCAAUAUCUGUUUCAAUUUGUAUCACCUUUUAAUGUGGGAUUGACAGAUUCAAAUUGCUAAGGGUGUUGAUUACUUUCUUGCUUCUCGUUUGUUGAUGAGUACAGAGACCUAAACCUUUUCUGCAGUGCUACAAAAGUAUGCGUUAGCAGAAUUAUAAUCAGCUGGUCUUUUUGUUUUUACAGAAUUGAUGACAAUUUCUCCAAUGUUUCUGACAUUUGUAUCAAUGGCCUCUUUUUUCUUUGGGCACAUAUCAAGAAGCAAUUUAAGACUUUCUGGAAAAUUGAAGCUAUUAUAUUCACCAGUAAAUUUCCCUUCUUGCCGUAAGAUAUCUUGACGGACCAGUAAAGCCGCAUCAAACAAUUGAUUACAGUCAUCAAGUGAAUUUCUGUAACUUUCAAUUGCUUGUUAUGAGCAACACGUGAACAGAUUAUUUCAGCUUCUCUUCUAGAUUUGGGUCUGGAAAAUACAAUAUUGGUUAUUUUAUCUGCCAAUAAUUGUUUCAGGAAUCGUUUGUGAUUUUUAUGCUGAUGUAUUUUAUUCUCUAAUAAAUUGUUAUAUGUGGUAUUCACACUGUUCAUGUCAAGCAACAAUGUCUGCUACAACCUUUGCGACAUGGCUUAUCUCUUGUACUUCAUAAUUAAUUUCCUUCGUAGAUGCGCUAGAAACUUGUCGCUGUAUCAUAACCCAACAAUUAAGAUGAUAUUGGACAUCAUUUGCUACUGUGUCAGCUGCAUUUGGAACAGAAUUGAGCCUUAUAAACAAAUUUUGGUCUGGUAGUUGUUGUGUGACAUGUAGCAGCUGGUGCCCAGUUGAAAGGAGUUCCUUCCUUUUGACAUAUAACAGAACACUCCUCGUCAAAAAAAGUAAUUUUGGGGCGUAAAUAUUUCGGUUGAGAUAAUGGUUAUCAGUUAUAUAUACUGUUACUUGUUGUAUUACUAGUCAACUUUGGUUCUAGUGAUGUUCUUCCUCGUAUGGGUGCUGAAUCAUGUAACUUUUCAUACCAUGCUUUCAAACGAGAAAUAUUUGUUUUAUCAAUUACACUUUUGUAAAAUUCUUGAUGGUAAAAAGCGUUUUUAUCAACCAGUGAUUCAACUGACAAACUUUCCAAGUUGUCAAAGGAAUUAAUAAAUGUUCGAUCUUCAUAAUUGGCUCUUUCAAUAAGGCAUUUAAUUAACUUUUUGAUGCUUUCAAAUUUUGGAAAAGCAGUGAUCUAUGAAAAAUGAGAAUAACAAUUUCCAAAAUAAAGUAGCUCUAAAAACCAUAAAGCUAAGAAUCAUUGAAAAAUUACAACAUACUUGUUAUUGUUCUCUUGACAAACAAUGAAAUUUUCUAAGCUGAAAUCACUACUUUCCUUCUUUUUAUUUGGAGUUUCUUCAUUCAUAUUUUUUAAUUUAACUGUGUCUAUUCUACUAAAAUAAAAUAAACUUUGCUUUCACUAUUCAUAGGAAAUCUAUCACAAAAAACCACAUCAUAGAAAUAUCAUACAGGAAAACGACAUCUUGGAGCUUCAAUUGGAAGCAAAGAGUUUCGUGAUGAAUAUGCAAAUAAUAAAACUAGUCAAUGGUGUUAAGAAAUGAAAAAACUUUCAACAAUAGCGUUGACAGAACCGCAAGCAGCCUUUGCAGCUUUUACACAUGAUAUGAUCAUAUCCGAUAUGUUUUUACCAUCUCUUUUGGGCAACACCAUUUCAAAAAGGGAAAGAGCUCUUUACAAAAGAUCGAUAAAAACUGGGGGCCUUGGAAUACCAAUACUAACAGAAAGUGCCGCUGUCGAUUAUGAGUCAUCAAAAAUCAUCACUGCUCCACUAGUUGCUGCCAUCAUUGCUCAGACUGAUUCUCUUCCGAAUAAAGAUGAAACAAAACGAGUUAAAGCUUGUCGUGUGAACGCUGUCAGGGAAGCCCGAAAACAAGACGAAAUGUUAAUUAAAAUGUGCCUCAAGCUGGCUUAAUGUUUUACCAUUAAAGGAACAAGGCUUCGGUCUUACAAAGGAAGAGUUUCAAGAUGCACUUGCGCUGAGAUACAAUCAUUCAGUGAAAAAUCUUCCAUCAAAAUGUGCGUGCGGAGAUCAUUUCAAUGCCACCCAUGCCAUGGGCUGUAAAAAAGGUGAUUUUGUGACCAUGCGUCAUAACAACGUACGUAAUAUUAACGUACGUGUACAGAAAUCCGGUGAUAAAAUAAUGACUUGGAUGAGAUGUAAACUCUCCUUCAUAAUAAUGAAAUCUGCUUUGCUUUGCCUUAGAGGUUCCAGAUCCUUGAAUACCAAGUUGCACACAGAGGUGGUUAAUGAUUUUGAUCUUACCUGUGUAGAUGCCAGAAUAUAAAGUUUUUAUUUUAUUUAGUCACUAAUGCGCACUUCUCUUCUAUUCAGUCAAACACUUGCGUGGCUCAUGACCUUUGACAAUAAAGUUUUACUCUAUACUGUCCUUUCUUUAUCAAUUUUUAUUUUAUUUAACCUUAGUCUAUUUAUAUUUUAAUUAAAUUGUAAUUAUUUUUAAUGAAUAAAUAUAUUUAUUUAUGUGCUAGAAAUAUCAUACUGAAAAUAAGUCUUAUGCAAUCUUUUAACUUCCACCUGCUACCCUUUACUUAAAAUUAAUAAUAUAAUUGACAAUUUAAACUACUAACAGGUAUAAGAUUACUUGUAUUUAGCAAAAUCUAAUGAAAUAUGGAACAAACACUGUACAUUAUAAUGUCUUGAAAGAUAUAAAGAAUU